This is a messenger RNA of Toxotes jaculatrix (banded archerfish), 3315 nucleotides long. RefSeq names its product putative homeodomain transcription factor 1 (gene phtf1). The transcript is spliced from 17 exons. The record is from RefSeq and is a predicted model, not a curated record. Bases 454 to 2511 code for a protein of 685 amino acids. Lineage: Eukaryota; Metazoa; Chordata; Actinopteri; Toxotidae. Gene Ontology annotation, cellular component: endoplasmic reticulum.
GGGAAGCGGAAAAUGGGCUGAAUGCUAAACAAAAGUGAAGUUAGAGACGUACAGGAUACCUGGAAUAAACGUGUCGUUGGAUAUCCAUAUGCGCACGAAGAAAAUAAGUCAUACGUGCAACAUUAAGUCAUUAAUCGCGUCGAAACUUGUCAGUUGAGGUGAAGCUCACAGUGUGCGCAGCUAGUAGUUAGCUCAGCUUCAUAACAGGACGCUGCAACGCCCCUGAAACUGAUGACAACAAAGUGUUUAAAGACCAGUUUGUGAUGAUACUAAAGGUCUCUUGCAGUUUGUGCUACAUCGACCCGUACUGUUUCAUUUCAGGUUCAAUGUGGCCGUGCCGUUUUUUUGUUUAACGAACAAAUCUGGAUUGAUGCCCAGUCCCCCUUCCUCUGUCCUGCGAUCUGUGUGACAUGACCUGACUCCCGAGUUCAGUGGAUCCAGCAGCCGACUACAAUGGCCAGAAUAGCCUGGUAUCAAGAGAAGAUCGGGGCCUACGAUCAACAAGUCUGGGAGAAAUCUCUGGAGAAAGCGGAUCUAAAUGGUUUGGACAGCAAACCAAAGAAGACGGGUUACAUCAAGUCGGACCUCAUUGAUGUCGACUUAGUAAGAGGAUCCACAUUCAGCAAAGCCAAACCAGAGAGUCCCUGGACCUCUCUGACUCGAAAAGGUCUGGUCCGCGUGCUUCUGUUCCCGUUUUUCUUCCACUGGUGGAUCCAGGUGACCUCCAAGUCCAUCUCCUCAUGUAUCCUUGUGCUCUACUUCAUGCAAGUGGCAGCAGUGGUGCUGUACUUGGAGGUCCCUGGGGCGAGUGCCAGUGAGGUGUUUGGACCCAUGUGUCUGAUGCUGUUGCUGGGCACUGUGCACUGCCAGAUUGUGUCGACCGAGUCCAGCCGGUGGCCCUCGGGCAGUCCAGCUGCCAGCAGCACUACCAGCCCUGCGCGCAGAAGGAGGCCGAGGAAGGGCAGAGGGCUGAAAAAACCUGAAGAAAAUAAUGAAAGCGGGGACACAGAACAGCAGGGGCCCUGGCAGUUUGAAGAAAACCAGGGAUUAUACAGAAAUGAGGAGAGGAGGAACAAAAGACAGUCAGGAUUUGGGGCAUCCGACGAGCUGUCCAGUGAGGAAGAGGAGGGGAUCGAAAAGAUUCGCCCACCACCUCAUCAAGAGAGACACCCUGCUACAUCUGCACCUGUGUCUUCUGUUAGAAAGAGAAACCUAAAGUCUAGCCCUAAACCUACACUAAGACCUCAGGAAGGGAGUGGAGCUUCCAUCAAGGUGAAGCCUCGAGAGGUGGAGCGCCUCAGGCCGAACGUGGGCUCCCGUCCUGCCUCCGACACUGAUGACACAAUGUGGGAGGAGCUACUCCAAGGGCCUGACUCCGCCACCUCGGGUAGCAGUGACAGCGAGGGGAACGGGAGGUACAACGCCGGCAUGGCACUCCCACAAUCGUGCAAUCUGAGCAGUGACGAUGAGAACCUACAGCAGGGAAUCACCGGAAGCCAGCUGUCUUGGCUUCAGGCAUGUCACCCAUCCAAGGACCGUGUCAGUGCCAUAAUAUGGGAGCAGGGCGAGUGUAAGAAAGCAGACAUGUCCGUAUUGGAGAUCAGUGGGAUCAUCCUCACGCGGGUGAAGUUAGUGGAGCAGGGUAUGGGCUACCUCGUCCUCGGCGGGCUCAUGACUGCCACCCUGGCGCUGCUUCCGUCUGCCUUCCGCGUGGCUCAGCAUCUGGACAUGUCGAACCUCGGCUCCCUGUCCGUGACCAAGCUGGCAGAAAUGGUGGUGGGGCCGCCCGAUGCGCAGGCGUACGCCUUUUUCUUCAUCACAACGGUGCAAAGAGCCUGCCUCACUGGACUGUUCUUCUUCAUGAUGUGUGUGGCUGAGAGAACGUACAAACAGAGACUUUUAUUUGCGAAGUACUUCAGCCACCUCACUUCAGCUCGCAAGGCCAAGAAAUCUGAGAUCCCUCAUUUCAGACUGAAGAAAGUCCAGAACAUAAAAAUGUGGUUGUCACUACGCUCUUUUCUCAGGAGACGAGGGCCGCAGCGAUCUGUUGACGUCAUUGUCUCCACUGUCUUCCUCUUAGCGCUUUCCAUUUCAUUCAUCAUUUGUGCCCAGCUUCUGCACAGCCACAAGACAUUCCUUGAGUCUCUGACAAACUGGGAGCUAAUGGUGUGGGGCUCCUCCCUCGUCCUCUUUCUGUUGCGGCUGGCCACGCUGGGCUCAGAGACCAACUGCAAAUACAGCAACUCCUCAGUGCUGCUCACCGAACAGAUCAAUUUGUAUCUCAAGAUGGAGAAAAAGCCCAAUAAGAAGGAAGAACUCAGUAUAGUGAACAAUGUUUUGAAACUUGCCACAAAACUGAUGAAGGAGCUGGAUACUCCGUUCAGACUGCUGGGCCUGACAGUGAACCCUCUGAUCUAUAACAUCACCAGAGUGGUCAUCCUGUCUGCCGUGUCUGCUGUGGUCAGCGACCUGCUCGGCUUCAACAUCAGACUGUGGAAAAUCAAGCCUUAAUGUGAAAACGGCAAACCACUAAAAGUCGGGACACUGGAGACCAGGAAUCCCGUUGUCUGCUGCAGACAUCCUCUCAUCUACAAAAGAAAGUGUGCAAACCUACUGACAGUAUAAACAUUGUCUGUGCCUUCCAACUCAGACUUCUGAGUUUCAUCAGUCAUUCGCAAGCCUGAGAUGCUCUGACAAUCACACACAUUACACACCGUUACUGGCUGCUAAGCUGGUGAGGCAGCCAACCGUGUCCCUCGGCCAAGCCACUAACCCGGUGCCUAACUUUUGACCCAUGAAUGUUCCUCAGUAUGCGGGUUAAAUAUAGCGGUGAGCUGAGGUCUGAGACCAUUUCAGGCUUCUGUGGCAUCCAGGUUUUCCAACUGUGUCAUGUACAGAUGCGUGGACGUAAAGUGAAAUGUAAAUAAAUUAUAAAAUUAUAAAUGCAGAUACUAAAAUGUAGAUAGUUUGUUCAGUUUCUCAUCACUAUCAUAGUUCAGUUAACUAUAAAACUGUGCGCUAUCUAAAGACAGUAAAUGAGAAUGGGCGGCCAGCUGUACUUAACGACUUUUCAUAGGACUCAACUUUGCUUUCAUCCUUUUGUACUAUUUAAAGUGGAAACCUUGUGGCUGUAACUGGGCUUUAUUUAUUUUAGCACUUAAACUGGUAAUGGUACCUGUAAGUCAUGACUCUUUGACCACUAUCUGCCUUUUGUAUUGAGGACUGUUGUUGAAUAAAAUAUCUAUGCAAGGAGGGUAUGGUUAAAGUCAAAGAAAAUGUUUGAUAGAGGUAAAUAAAAUCUUUUUCAUCCAUGGA